AUGCCCAAGCCUCCUCCCACGAUUAGUUACCCCCGACCCAAGCUAGGGUUUUUUUGGGAAAACCCCGAUCUCUGCCGUAACUGUGACGGUGUCUCCGACUUGAACAUCGUGGAGGAUCGCCUUGAGAGAAUGCAUGAGAAUGUUAUGGCUAGUCUUGAGAAGGAAGAAAAACUGAAACUUGGUUCAGAUUUCGAUCAAAACCCUAAUUUCUCGUCUCGGUCUAAUUCAUCGGACAUUGCUUCUUCUGAUCAGAAUUCGUCGCACUCCUCUCACCACCAGAUCGUUUGUCCACAAAUUGCUACUUUCGAUCAAAGCCCUAGCUUUUCCGAUGAAGAGAUCCAAGGCGGGUCAUCCAAUUCUUCAGAUCAAUCUUGUUUCUUGGAGAACAACACAAUGACUCUAACCCAAGAAACAACACAAACAGAGCCGGUGAUGGUUAAUGUCGGUGAUUGUGGUCAUGAACAGAGCUUUUGGGAUGAUCUUUACAACGAAGAUGUGUUUGGUUUCAAUAAAGGCUUCCCUCUCGGCCAAAACAAAGCUCAGGAGAACACCACCAAUGAAGAAGACGAUUACAUGGUCGAGAUUAGAAAGUUUUUGAACGAAGAAGAGAUUGAUUUUAGUCAGUUCACAGCUUGA
Messenger RNA from Thlaspi arvense, 636 nucleotides. Lineage: Eukaryota; Viridiplantae; Streptophyta; Magnoliopsida; Brassicales; Brassicaceae. The record is from the annotation of a GenBank genome assembly.